AUGGACUGGCCAGAACCCCUCGUGGGCCUUUUUGGUAAGUUCAGACUCAUCAACACCCAUCUUACUUUCCUAUCAUCGUUCUCUCGACACACAAUCCCCACUUUCGACCAUCUUCAAAAGUUGAAUAAUGACAUCUCCAUGCUAGAUCUAGCCAUGAUCAAGUUCCUACUACCGCCUGGAGACGUGUCUUUUGAGUAUGUAGACGAAAACCAGGUCAUGCUUAAUGAAAAAGUGCGCUUCUCCUGGGACAGAGGCUACUCACAGAACCAGCCCAAGACGGUAGAUGAUGCGUAUGAGGCAAUCAAUCGCCAGGAAGAGCCAAAACACGAAAAACAGCUUCUAAUCUUUGAAUUCACUGACAUCAGAACACAAGGUAUUGGAGCAAUCAUCAAAGGAAAGGAUGUGGACAAUAGAAAACGCCAGAAAAGAGAAAUGAAAGAUAAUCUGUUCAACACAGACUACCCGGAGUUCUUCCUGGAAACGACUAAGCUUACAAUGGAUCAAUUGACCCAAGAACAACUCCAAGCUAUCAUAAAAGGACGAAAUAACACAUUUACAGCCUGUGUGGAAAAGUUUCUUCUGGAUUUUACGCAAGAAGAUAUCGAUGAAGGCGUGCCUUUCAAGACCUUAGUGGAAAGCACUGUGAAAACCGUUCCAGAGCCUUCCCAUUUGAGUGACCCCGUGGAUAUGAUGGCUGUCCGACAAUCUGAUUCCGUGCUGACAGCUGACAAACCAGAAAUGGAGGAGAUGAUGAAUGUUCUCAAAGAAAAACCCCUCUUCCGAGACCAGAUUCUGGUUUCAGCUACUCUCACGGCACCAAGACCAGCCAAACUCGAAUUAUUGGAUCAUAAUCUCAUACAUCCUGAUUUGGUGGAGGCUCUUUGGCAAUUUAAGGGUAUUGAUGCCGUCGACGGGGGCCUAUAUCUGCACCAAGCGCAAGCAUUGAGAGCCAUCACGGAUCAUAAGAAGCAUGUCAUUGUCAGUACAUCUACCAGUUCGGGAAAGUCGCUCAUUUAUCAGAUCCCCAUCUUGAACGAUAUUUUGAAUGAUAUUGAUGCGGGAAUCAAUGGCAAGUGCCGUACAGCUACGGCCAUGUUCAUCUUCCCUACCAAGGCAUUGGCACAAGACCAGAAGAGACAUUUGACGGAGCUCAUCAGUCAUUUGCCUACUAAGAAUCGAAAAAUCACUGUUGACACUUACGACGGAGAUACAGCCUCAAAAGAUCGUGGACGUAUUCGAAAUCAUGCUGAUAUCAUUUUUACCAAUCCUGAUGCUAUCCACGCUGCCAUUCUUCCAAACCACAACAUGGAUACCUCUCUUGAACCAAGGGGAUGGGAAGAGUUCUUGAGAAACCUCAAGUAUGUUGUGAUGGACGAAUUGCAUGUUUACAAGGGUACUUUUGGAGUCCAUGUAAGCUAUGUGAUGACUCGUCUCAACCGAUUGAUCAGUCUAUUGACAUACGACACGAUUCCUCUUUACAUCUCAUGUUCUGCCACUAUCAAGAAUCCGGAGUCUCAUUUCCGUACUGUCUGUGCCAUUCCAGAUUCGGGUGUGGUUGAGCAUAUCCAUGAAGAUGGGAGUCCUAGCACUGAAAAGAAAUUGGUGGUUUGGGAGCCUCCAGUGCUCAUGAAUAAGAAGGGUCAAAGAGAUAUCCCUCAGAAGAAAUUGGCGCUGGCAACAUCAGUAGAAACAACAAUCAAAUCACCUUACCUUCCCCGAGAGAGCAUUAUCGGAGAGCUGGCGAAGAUUUUGGUACAUUUGCUUUGCAAAUUACCAUCAAUCAAGGUCAUUGUUUUUUGUCCAAUUCGACAAGUCUGCGAGCUCCUAAUAAAAGAGGUUCGUUCAUUGAUUGCGUCCCACGAUCACCCAGAAUGGACAGGAUUACAUGAGCAUGACGUUAUGUCAUACCGAGGAGGGUAUUCGAAAUCAGAUCGUAGGGCAAUUGAGAGCAAGAUGUUCAAUGGCCAGUUACGAGCCAUUGUGGCAACCAAUGCGUUGGAGUUAGGAAUAGAUUUGUCUGAUUUGGAUGUGGUGAUCUCAUGUGGUUUUCCAGGUCUGAAACUGAAUUUGCAUCAGCAAUUUGGCAGAGCUGGCCGUGGAAAAAGUUCCAAAGGAAGCUUGGCCAUUUUGGUUUGUGGAGGAAAUCCCGUGGAUCGGUUUUACCUCAAGAAUCCCCAUGAACUCUGUGAUAAAAACUCCUAUGAAGAUUUAUGUGUGGAAGGGAUCUUAGACGGAAGUCUGAACCAAUUGGUAAUGUCCAUGCACUUGCAAUGUGCUGCUUUUGAGUGGCCCAUCGACUUGGAAAAGGAUCAAAAGUGGUUCUCCCCUCACGGGUUGCCAAAGAUGAACGCUGCAUUCGAAACGUUGUGUAAAGAAAAGUUGAACAUGGAUAAUAGAGGCACUUACAGAACCGACCCAAGGUAUCUUCCGUGGCCCUCGGAAAAGAUUUCAUUACGUGCUAUCGAGCUGACAAACUAUGCGGUGGUUGACAUAACCAAUAACAGAAACAUCGUCAUUGAAGAAGUGGAAGAGCUGAGGACAAGCUUCACCUUGUAUGAGGGAGGUAUUUUCUUACACCAGGGAUUGCCUUAUCUCGUGAAGGAAUUCAAUCCAGACGAAAAAUAUGCCAAGGUUGAAAGAGUGAAGGUGACAUGGAUCACUCAACAACGAGAUUUUUCUGAUGUCGACCCAAUUGAGAUCGAAUUGGUAAAGAGGCUUCAGCCUCCUAACUUCGAAAGGCCAUCAGACAUUCCAGUAUUUUUCGGGAAAAUUCAAACAACCAUAAUUGUUUUUGGCUAUUUUAAAGUGAGCAGGAAACUGGAGAUUUUGGAAGCAGUUGAAGUGAAAAAUCCGCCUGUGAUCUUGAAGUCGAAAGGUCUCUGGCUAGAUAUCCCCACUUCCGCUAUUAGGGCCAUCCAAGAGAAAAAGUUAAGCCCUGCUGGCGGAAUUCAUGCCGCUCAACAUGCUAUCAUGAAUGUUCUACCUAUUUUCAUUACUGGAGGUGCAACAACUAACCCUAACGUUCGCUACACUUCAAAUUUAGGAGACGCUGAGUUGGCCACAGAAUGCAAGGCUCCAGAGAAAGAAUUUGCCCAAAGGCAAUCCAAGCGCAAACGACCAGCUCGUCUCAUAUUUUAUGAUGCUAAAGGUGGAGCGAGAGGAACAGGUAUAUCUGCAAAAACGUUCGAGUUUAUUGAUGAUAUUGUCUAUACCACUUACCAAAGAGUAUUAGGGUGUGAAUGCGAGUGGGGAUGUCCCCUGUGUGUUUCUGGAUCAUUCUGCAAGGAGAAUAUGCUAGUGAUGUCCAAACCGGCAGCGAUCAUUAUUUUGGGGACUCUCCUUGGCUAUCCAGUUGAAGAAUUGAAAGAACAAGUUCUCGAUGGACCUGAGGAGAACAUGCCUCCAUUGAAGGUUGAAACCAUUACAGAGGAGGGUCGGACAGUCAAGUUCGCUCCUGAUGUCGAAAUUGUGGAGGUCAGAAAAGCUACUUUCCCAGUUUCAAACAUCAAGAAAGAAGACACAUCUGAUUAA
Messenger RNA from Sungouiella intermedia, 3531 nucleotides. The record is from the annotation of a GenBank genome assembly. Lineage: Eukaryota; Fungi; Ascomycota; Pichiomycetes; Serinales; Metschnikowiaceae.